Messenger RNA from Colletotrichum graminicola M1.001, 723 nucleotides. Its product is annotated as glycosyltransferase family 28 domain-containing protein. Gene Ontology annotation, cellular component: UDP-N-acetylglucosamine transferase complex; extrinsic component of endoplasmic reticulum membrane. Lineage: Eukaryota; Fungi; Ascomycota; Sordariomycetes; Glomerellales; Glomerellaceae. Bases 1 to 723 code for a protein of 240 amino acids. The transcript has 2 exons. Gene Ontology annotation, biological process: dolichol-linked oligosaccharide biosynthetic process. The record is from RefSeq and is a predicted model, not a curated record. Gene Ontology annotation, molecular function: hexosyltransferase activity.
AUGGCCUCGAAAGGAACCAACCCCGUCGGUACCGAGCGUCACUGCCUCGUCACAGUCGGCGCCACAGCCCGUUUCACCCAGCUACUGACUGAGGUCCUGGGCCCCGCGUUCCUCGACUUCCUCGCCGAGAACCGCUACACCCACCUCACUCUGCAGUGCGGUAAGGACUAUGAGAACUUCUCACGUCACGUUCUGCCGCCCCUCCUGGACCGGUACCCGGACCUGGAGAUCACCGCCUUCGACUUCGUCGACGACCUGACCGUCGAGAUGGUAAAAUGCCGGGCCCAGCCGGGCGUUCGCGAGGCCGGUGUGGUCAUCUGCCAUGCAGGCACAGGUACCAUUCUCGACGGGAUGCGCGUCAGCGUUCCCCUCGUGGUUGUCCCGAACCCGACCCUCAAGGACAACCACCAGGUCGAGCUGGCUGAGGAGAUCCAGCGCCAGGGUUACGGGAUCUGGGGCCGCCUCGGAGACAUCUCAUGGGCCAUCGAGCAGCUGGCCCUGCAGCUUGAUAAGACCGAGCGGCAGUUCCGGCCUCACUCUGUGGACGGCGAAGUGGCCGCCAUCAAUGUGGACUUGUGGCAGGUCAGCAGCGCCAUGAUGGGCCGGUACUCUGGGGCGCCUGCUCCUCCUGCGAAGAUGGCCAAGGUUAAUGGCAGUGAAAGUGCUGUCACUGGCCUUGGUGAGGUGCAGCGGGAGGAGGUCGCGCAGAUGACGAUGGACUAG